UUUUCUUCCUUUUUCGCUUCACGGUCUCUGCUCUUAAAUUUUCUUCCGGUUCUUUACUUUGAUUUGUUAUACACUAGUAGAAUUUUUCUUUAAUUUUCUAUUUUCUUAAUUUUUAAUAAGCGGUCGAAUUUUAGGGCUUAUCGUAGUUGGUCAGUAUUUCAGAUCUGAAAAUAUAAUCAGUUUCCAGAUCUAACGUUUGGAAAGUACAUCAUAAUGAGUCGUCCACAGGAUCCACACCGCCCUCUCUUUCCAUUUGGAAAUCCUUUCCGAAUGAUAUCAUCGAAGGGUUCUCGUUUACCUGAAAGGCUUCUUUCUCUAUUGAUUGCUUUUGAGGAAACCUUGGCAGAGAGGCUUAGGAAACUUAUUCCAAAGGACAAGAAUGAGGUCCUCCGUUUGUCAUGGAUGAAACUAGCGAUGGAUUCACUUAUUGAGACUCACAGUAGUGUAAAAAACCUUAUAACAGAGCUGGAGCUUCCUGUGAGUGACUGGGAUGAGAAAUGGGUAGAUGUGUACUUAGAUAUCAGUGUGAAUUUGCUUGAUCUUUGCAUAGCUUUUAGCUCUCAACUCACAAAGCUCAACCAUGGCCAUCUCCUACUUCAGUGUGUCCUGCAUAAUUUGGAUUCUUCCUCUCCAAAACAGUUUGUUCGUGCUUGUUCUUCACUUGAUAGCUGGAGACAGCAUAUCAGUGCAAAGAACCCUAGAGUUGAGAGCUGCCACUCAAUCUUGGAAAAUCUGGUGCAAUCUUUGGAUUUGCCAAAGGUUAAGAAGUCUGCCAAAGGGAAAGUGUUGAUGCGUGCCUUGUAUGGAGUUAAGGUGGUGACCGUAUAUAUCUGUAGUGUCUUUGCUGCAUCCUUGUCAGGGUCUGCAGACAAAUUGUUUGAGUUGAAUGUUUCUGACACAUUUCCUUGGGCACCAGCUUUUUGUGCUUUGCAGACUAAUGUUAAUGGGGAAGUUAGAAAUGUACUUGGUUGUGGACGAGUUAUAGUUUUGAGAGAAUUAGAAGCAGUUGAUACCAGCAUCAAGAAAUUGUAUCCAAUGAUCCAAGAUGGAUUGGAACCUGUUGAAGUUGAAGAGUUCAAAAAUUCUGUUAAAGAUUUAGGAAAGCAGGAAGAGAAAUUAUCAGAGGGGCUAGAUCUUCUUACAAAGGCAGUGGAUGGGUUUUUCAAGAUAGUUUUAACCGGGCGUGAUGCAUUGCUUUGUAAUUUAAGAGAAAAUGGCACUGCAUCAGUGGUAGGGAGUAACGUAGAACAGAUAGUUGGGAGGUGAUUGUCGAUAAAUGAACUAUGCUUUCAUUUUGUAUUGGUGGUAUAAAGGUAUUGUGUCUUUUGUUAUGUGUUUUUUAGAAAUAUACCAUCAAGUAAUAUGUUUUAACCAUGUUAUAUGUGUCAUACUACUAUUUUUCUGGUUUGUACAUAAACUUUAACUGUAUAAUACCAAUGUUGUAUAAAAGUGUUUGCACUUCAGUUUGCUCAAGUA
Messenger RNA from Mangifera indica (mango), 1476 nucleotides. RefSeq names its product protein BPS1, chloroplastic-like. Bases 214 to 1266 code for a protein of 350 amino acids. The record is from RefSeq and is a predicted model, not a curated record. The transcript is spliced from 2 exons. Gene Ontology annotation, biological process: shoot system development; root development. Lineage: Eukaryota; Viridiplantae; Streptophyta; Magnoliopsida; Sapindales; Anacardiaceae.